Messenger RNA from Cokeromyces recurvatus, 1850 nucleotides. Its product is annotated as major facilitator superfamily domain-containing protein. Gene Ontology annotation, molecular function: transmembrane transporter activity. The transcript has 8 exons. The coding region runs from base 30 to 1607 and encodes 525 amino acids. Gene Ontology annotation, biological process: transmembrane transport. NCBI's taxonomy places the organism in Eukaryota, Fungi, Mucoromycota, Mucoromycetes, Mucorales, Mucoraceae. The record is from RefSeq and is a predicted model, not a curated record.
CAAUAAAUAAAUAAAAAAAAAAAAGAAAAAUGUUGCAAAAAACAACAAAGCCAUUACCGUAUAGACAAUUAUUUGCCAUUUGCGUAUGUCGUUUUGCUGAACCAAUUUGUUUUACUGUUAUUUUUCCUUUUGUCGUUCAGAUGAUAAGAGAUUUUCAUAUUGCUGAUGAAAAAGGUGUAGGCUAUUAUGUUGGCCUUAUAACAUCAUGUUUUGCUCUUGCUCAACUUUUGACUGGCAUACAUUGGGGAAUAUUAUCUGAUCGAAUUGGUAGAAGACCGGUUAUUUUGCAGGGCUUAGUUGGUACAAUAUCUAGUAUUUUAUUGUUUGGUCUAUCAAAAUCAUUUAUAUGGGCACUUUUAUCUCGAAGUUUAUGUGGUCUUCUUAAUGGUAAUAUCGGCGUUUUGAAAAGCAUGGUAUCAGAGCUAACUAUGGAUUAUUUACCUCAUCAAAGAGCACAAGCUUUCUCAUUAUUACCAUUAAUGUAUGGUCUUGGAUCAAUUAUCGGUCCCAUGCUCGGUGGCUUUUUAUCACAUCCAGUUUCCAAUUAUCCUAACGUAUUUAGUAAUCUUGGGAUUAUUUCAGAUUUUUUAACUAAUUAUCCUUACUUUUUACCAUGCUUUAUUUCAGCAUCUAUUUGUACCUUGGGUCUCAUAUUUGGUAUAUUUUUCUUGGAAGAAACACACGUAGUUCAUAAUGAAAAUGCAAUGAAAGGUGAUGAAGAGGAGGAAUUGUUAACAAAUGAUUCAUUUAAUAAUGAGCAACAUUACUCUACAUUUAAAACAAACUCAAAUACUGGUACUGUCAAAAUUCAGCAUUCCCCUACACCUACUGUACACGAUAAACCCACAUCUCCUACAUUGAAAGAAGCACUUACUCCAUCUGUACUAUCAAUAUGUGUUACAUAUGCAUUCUUUGCUCUUCAAGCUAUAUUCAUGGAUGAAUUGUUUCCUCUUUACACUGCUAGUAGUAGAGACAGUGGCGGCUUAGGAUUCACUCCAAAUGAGAUUGGUGUUGCUCUUAGCUAUGCCGGUGUAGUUACCUUAAUUGGCCAAAUAUUUGUUUUGCCUACUCUAACCAAAAGGUUUGGGCUCUUACGAUUGCUUCAAAUAGUACUAAGCAUCCUCAUCUUCCUCUAUCUUUCCCAAGGCAUAAUUCGUAUACUCUAUUUUGUACCUGAUUUUCACGGUGAAACGAAUACUAAAUUAUGGGUGUGGGUAGGGUUAUUGAUAUCAUUAACAAUUAAAACAAUUGGACAUACAAUUUGCUUUACUGGAUGUACUAUUUUAGUAAACAAUGCGUGCCCCAGUGUGGAUAAAUUAGGAGCUGUUAAUGGAUUCUCUCAAUGCUGUGCAAGCGCUAUGCGCUCUAUUGGACCUGCUAUCUGUGGUACGAUUUGGUCAGCAUCUUUAUCUUUGACAUUUCUUCCUUAUCAACUUCGAAUCAAUACCACAUUUAUACUUUUGGCAGCAAUAGGUGCAUUAACUUUUAGUUUAAGUAAAAGAUUAGAUCCAAAUGAUUAUGAAACUGCACAUGCCCGAGAGGAGGUUGUACAUAUUUAUGAAGAAGAAGAGGAGCAUGAAGAAGCUAGUGGAAGCCUUAUUAAAUAAUAUAUUUAGAAUAAUAAUGUUAUUAGAAUUACAACUUUCGGUUUAUUGAAAAAAUAAUCAAUGUUCAAAUGUAAAAUAUAUUUAUUAAUUAUAUAUCAAUAUAUUUGAUGGAGCAAUGCACAUAAUUUAGUAUCCUUUUAUUUUUUUUAUCAUACAUAUUAUUUCAAACAAUCUUAUUAGAUACCAAAUGGUGGCCGUAGUCCUAAACUAAAAAUAAAUUAAAUCUGAUAACUUAAUUCUGUG